UCGAAGUAUUUUUCCAAAAAAAUAUAUGAUGCAAGUAUAGAGAAAAAUAUAAAACAUUAAAUCGCACGAUAUUUAUAUAAAUCAGCUGUUACAAGCCUUCUUUCUGUUUCUUUCUGUUACGCAAGAAAGAUGGAACAAUGCUCUCGAUACGAAACAGCUGAUUAUUCAAUCAAAAUUUCGUUGUUAAAGUGCGAAGUACAGUUAUCUCGGAUUCAACGUACAGUUACAGUUCGAGUGUAAAUUUGCAAUUAAAAUUGAGAUCAUUCAAAGUGAAUUUAGAAUAGUACGAUCUCUUUUGCGAAAAUGUCACGAUUUUACAAACUUUUUAGAAAGAGAAGAUGCUCUGUAAUUGGGAUGAUACACGUUGGUUCAUUGCCUGGAACACCUUCAUACAAUGGAAAUACCAAACAACUUAUAAGCAAUGCAAUAAAAGAAGCAGUAAUUUAUAGUGAAUGUAAUAUAGAUGGUGUCUUAGUGGAAAAUAUGCAUGACGUUCCAUAUGUAAGGCCCAAAGAUUUAACACCUGAAAUUACAACAAUGAUGACCAGGAUUUGCACAGAAAUAAGAAAAAUAUUAUCUGAAAAUAUACCUUGUGGUAUACAGAUUUUAGCUGGAUGUAACAGAGAAGCAAUAGCUGUGGCAAAAGCAGCAAAUUUUCAAUUUAUCAGAGCAGAAGGAUUUGUUUUCUCUCAUAUUGCAGAUGAGGGUUUUACGGAUGCAUGUGCUGGCACUUUGUUGAGAUACAGAAAACAGAUUGACGCAGAUGAUAUUCUUAUUUUUGCUGAUAUUAAAAAGAAGCAUAGUUCACAUGCAAUCACUUCUGAUGUUAGUUUAUCAGAGACAAUAAAAGCAGCAAAAUUUUUCUUAGCCGAUGGAAUAAUACUGACAGGCGCUGCCACCGGUGAUCCAGCUAGUGUUUCAGAAUUUACAGAGAUUAAACAAACCACUGAAAUACCUGUUCUUAUUGGCUCUGGUAUUACAAAAGACAAUAUAAAAGACUAUUUAACAUCUGACGCGGUAAUUGUUGGAUCCCAUUUUAAAGUUGGUGGAACUUGGGAAAAUAAAGUUGAUAAAGAGAAAGUGAGGAAUUUUAUGGAAAAGUUAAAAAUGUUACAGAACACGCACUAAUACUUACCUUUAAGAAAAUCAAAUUUUACCAUUUUUGUACUCAUUUAUAAUUAUGAUUAUAAAGAUAUACUUUUUACAAGUUAA
Frieseomelitta varia is the source of this 1212-nucleotide messenger RNA. RefSeq lists its product as uncharacterized. The record is from RefSeq and is a predicted model, not a curated record. Lineage: Eukaryota; Metazoa; Arthropoda; Insecta; Hymenoptera; Apidae. The transcript has 6 exons. The coding region runs from base 304 to 1128 and encodes 274 amino acids.